Molecule: messenger RNA, 2685 nt
Organism: Exophiala spinifera
Lineage: Eukaryota; Fungi; Ascomycota; Eurotiomycetes; Chaetothyriales; Herpotrichiellaceae
Exons: 3
Coding region: 1-2685 (894 amino acids)
Source: RefSeq, a predicted model, not a curated record
AUGGAACAAACAAUCGUGGAGGAACUUGGCCCCACGGAAAAGCAAGACAUUCUAUUCGAAGUCAACACCGCACUUAAACCUGAAGACAUUCCUCUUCCCAGGAGCUCCAUGAUAACCGUUCGAUUAUCCGAUAUACAGUCGCCGCCGGAGCUCGACUUAGAUGCUGAAGUAGAAGCGUCACCUCAGCCCUCUAUUCGACAAAGCAGCCCGUCCUCCACCCGUUCCAGUCGAUCAUCUUCCAGAACAUCCGAAAGCUCCGUCUCGAUACGUUCUGUGGACUGGGAAGGCCUUGAGAAGACCGAGGAACAAGAAGCAAAAGAUGAGGCCACCGAUGAGUCUACAGCCCUUUUGCUUGCACGACUCGAAAAAGAAAAUGCUGCCCUCGCGACUGAUCCUAAGGCUGGAAUUGCAACCACCUCUCGGCCUCGUAAAAAUACAAGGCCGCCUUCUAUACAACAGUUGAAGAGAAUGAUGGAUGGCCCUGUCAGACAAUCGUUGAGGUAUUCGAUGCUCCCGACCCCCGGAUUCACCGAGUUGGAGUUCUGGGCAGCUUUGGUCCAGGAUUACAAUCAGACGGUGCAACGCCUGCCGACACUCACAUCCAACAAGAUUCGAAGUGGUGUGCCAGCAAUGUUCAGAGAGCAUGUGUGGCCCAGCAUUGCACGAGCACGAGACCCAUUUCUUAUUUCUGAGUACCAGAGACUGUCCUUGGAGCCUAGCCCUUAUGAUGCUCUGAUUGGAAAAGACGUAGGGCGAAGCUUCCCCAAUGUCGACAUGUUUCGAGAAAAAGAUGGUGAAGGCCAGCGCAUGCUUGGGAACGUCUUGAAGGCCUUUAGCAUCUACGACGAAGAGAUUGGAUAUUGUCAAGGCCUUGGGUUCGUUGUUGGUCCACUCCUAAUGCAUAUGGGCGAAGCGGAAGCCUUUUGCAUUCUCGUCAGGCUAAUGGAGCACUAUGAUCUUCGAUCAUGCUAUCUGCCUGAUCUGUCAGGAUUGCAUCUUCGGAUUUACCAAUUUCAGCAGCUUCUCACUCGUCAUCUGCCAGAACUGGCAGCCCACCUCGAGGCACUCAAAGUCGAGCCACUCUAUGUGUCUCAAUGGUUCCUGUCAUUCUUCGCCGUCACUUGUCCUCUCCCAAUGCUACUACGCAUUUAUGAUGUAAUUCUGUGUGAAGGUGCAACUGAGACACUGAUGCGAGUCGCACUGUCCUUGAUGCAGCGCAACCAGAAGAAAUUAAUGUCUUAUACCGAGUUCGAGGAUGUCAUGCAGUUCCUCCUCGCAAGACGUCUGUGGGAUACUUACGCACAGCAAGCGGAUGAUCUUGUAACUGACUUUGUGUCAUUGACUGGACUUGUGAGCCCAGAGACACUACAGUCUCUCGAAACAAGCUUCAGACACUCACAAAAUCUGACGGCGGCGCCAUCACUCAAGAGUGCUGCGGCAUCUUUUCUUGGUCGAUUUUGGGCAGGUUCAUCCCACGCUCCUUCACGGUCUGCAAACUUGAGUCUACUGAUUCCCGGGAACAACAAAUCAUCUAUCCGAAAAUCCUCCUCGGGCCAGAGUAUCACUUCGACGGUCAAUUCAGUGGAUACUUCGGCCUCUGAAGCCAGUACACUAGCAACAGAGCUUUCCGACGAGGUCGCACCCAAAGCUGUUAUGUCGAACUUGACUGUGGUUGAGACCUCUGCUUCGCCUCCAAAUUCGAAUGACCGGGACUUGCACCACCAGAUCGAGGAGUUAUUGACAGAAUUAUCUAGAGUUCAACGUCAGCAUGUUGACCUUGCCCGGGAAUUGCAGCGAGAGCGAGAGGAGCGGGAAGAGGAUCGACGGUUGGCUCGAGCUCUGCUCGAUCGACUACGGCAACAGACUGACGACAUCAAAGAUUUAGCUGGAGACGAUGCGGAGGAGGAGGAUGGUGCGCUUGUUGGACUUCUGGACCAAGCGGACCAUCACCUCGGCUCAAAUGACUCUAAGCGCCUGUCCAUAGUGCAGUCGAAGCAUCAACUGCGAGAUGAUGUUUCUGAGUGGAAAGAAAAGCACGAAGCAGAAGCAGCCAAAUGCCGGGAGCUGAUGCGACAACUCGACGAGCGCGAAGCCGAGUAUAAUUCGCUAAAGGAAAGCCUAAAGGAAGCCAGGGCACGGAUACAAGAUUCACAUCGGGAAAAGCAGCGCCUCGAGCGAACGGUUUCGGAUUUGCGUUCACGGAAUAGCUCUACCCCCGAUUCACCUGCGGAUCUAUAUACGCCAGUGGAUGAGUUUCCCGAUCUCAAGCUGCCGGCACCGAAAUCUGGUCUUCGAGAGCUCAGAUUGGGCCGACCAGAGCCGCAGUCUCGAUCGUCAAGCGUUGGGCCCUUCUCGAAAAGAUCGAGCAGUCUCAACACCCAAGCGUUUCUGUCGACAGAGAAUCACGAGCCAGCGUCCAACGAUGCGCUUCUGAUCGAACUAGCAAAUGCCAAAACAGCGGAAGCGGUAGCCAGGCAGGAGCUAGAAGAGACCAAGGGCAAGCUUGAUGCUCUGCGAAAGAUCAUGAGUGGCUCUUCGUCCUCACCGGGAGUGCGCGUAUCAGAGUCGCCGACCUCUGCGACUUCUGCCAGCGUCAGCCCUGGCGCGAAGGACGCUCCCAAAGCCUCUCACACUGCAUCUGCGAGUACGGGCGGCUUCUUCAGCGGCUGGGGCAAACGAAGCUGA